Molecule: messenger RNA, 1137 nt
Organism: Lathyrus sativus (Indian pea)
Lineage: Eukaryota; Viridiplantae; Streptophyta; Magnoliopsida; Fabales; Fabaceae
Source: the annotation of a GenBank genome assembly
AUGGCGCCCGAUGCCGCCGCCGCCGCCGCUGGUGGAAAGAAAAGAAAACGCUAUCUUCCUCACAACAAAGCAGUGAAGAAGGGUUCGUAUCCAUUGCAUCCUGGUGUGCAAGGGUUUUUCAUCACUUGUGAUGGAGGAAGAGAACAUCAAGCCUCACGCGAAGCUCUCAAUAUUCUCGAUUCAUUUUAUGAAGAUCUAGUUGACGAUGGGGAACAUCCAACUGUGAAAGGGCUGUCCAAUAGACCUGUAAAUACAAAAAUUACGUUUGCAGAUUCCGACUCUUCUAGUAGUGAUAGUGAAGAGGAAGAGGAUGAGAAGGAGGUGCAGGUGCAGGAGGGUGAGGAAAAGGAGGACAAAAAGCCUAAACUGGAUGUGUGCAAUGCCGACAAUACUGACCAUGAGAAUGGAACGGGUGAAAAAUCAGAUCCUCAUAAAAUUGAUGAUCUUCAUGCUCAGGCUGAGGCUAAAGCUGAUGGCGAUAAAGAAGAUGUUGACAGUCCUAAGACCAUAGAAAAGACAGCCGAUGAGCUACCAGCUGUGAAACAGUGCUGCAAAACAAAUGUGCCAAAAAGUGAUUUGGGGGAAAAGAAAAUGGAAGAGAAAUCCAUUGACAAGUUAAUUGAAGAUGAACUCGUAGAACUGAGAGACAAGAAUAAGAAGCGCUUUGCCAAGCUUGAAUCAGGUUGUAAUGGUGUGGUAUUUAUUCAAAUGAGGAAGAAAGAUGGAGACAAAAGCCCCAAGGAUAUCGUUACUCGGAUAGUGACAUCAGCAGCAUUGACUAAGAAACAUAUGUCGAGGUUUAUCUUGAGAAUUUUGCCAAUUGAAGUCUCAUGUUAUGCUUCAAAGGAGGAAAUUUCAAAAGCAAUCCAGCCUCUUGUGGAACAGAACUUUCCUGCAGAAACUGAAAAUCCACACAAGUUUGCUGUGCUGUAUGAAGCCCGGGCAAAUACUGGUGUUGACAGGAUGGAAAUAAUCAAUGCUGUGGCAAAGUCUAUUCCUGCACCUCAUAAAGUUGAUCUCACUAAUCCUGAUAAAACCAUAAUAGUGGAAAUUGCCAGGACUGUAUGCCUGAUUGGGGUCAUAGAGAAGUACAAGGAACUCUCCAAGUACAAUAUUAGGCAAUUAACAUCACGAUAA